Hippocampus zosterae (dwarf seahorse) is the source of this 1193-nucleotide messenger RNA. RefSeq names its product alkB homolog 2, alpha-ketoglutarate dependent dioxygenase (gene alkbh2). Gene Ontology annotation, biological process: DNA repair. Bases 204 to 1031 code for a protein of 275 amino acids. The record is from RefSeq and is a predicted model, not a curated record. The transcript has 4 exons. NCBI's taxonomy places the organism in Eukaryota, Metazoa, Chordata, Actinopteri, Syngnathiformes, Syngnathidae.
UUAUGAUAAUGAGUUGUGAGGCGUUCAAGACCCACUGGUGUUUUUGCCACUCUUUUCUGCUACAUUCAACGCUGCUCAUGCUGUUUGCUCUUUUCUGCUACGUUCAACGCUGCUCAUGCUGUUUAAGGGCUUUUUACAAUAUGCAUGGCAGCUUGCGUUAGGGCAGAAGAUCUCAGACUUAUUUUCAUCGCUGGCCACUUCGUAUGAUAGGCUUUGGGGUAACCGUUAUUAAUAGUAAACAACACAUCACUAUUCGAUGUAACAUUUUAAAUGCAAUGGAGAAGUUUGUGCGUAAACAAUCAUGCCCGGACGACACCGAAAUAACUCCUUCGAUGAAGAUUAAGCCAGAGGAAAUUGAAGGGAAGGAAGAGGCGGCGGAUGCUGAGGAAGAUGACUUCUCUGAUCCGAUUCCCUGGCAAAAAAUAGAGUCAGAAGGUCUGGACUGUGACUAUGCUUUGCUCUUUACACAGCAUGAAGCUGACCACCUUUUCCAAAAGCUGGAGAAGGAGGUGGUCUAUUCAACAGGGGACGAAGCAAAAGUGCAAGUGUUUGGAAAGGUCUACGAUAUACCGAGGAAACAGGCGACAUACGGAGAUACAGGAUUAAUUUAUACUUAUUCUGGAGUGUCUCGUUUAGCUUGCCCAUGGACUCCCACCCUGGAAUAUAUUCGGGAUUCUGUCACCAAAGUGACAGGACAUAGAUUCAAUUUUGUCCUGAUCAACAGGUACGAAGAUGGGCAGGAUCACAUUGGUGAGCAUCGGGAUGACGAGAGGGAACUCGACCCUCUGUCUCCCAUUGCCUCAGUCUCGUUCGGUGCCGCUCGAGAUUUCGUUUUCCGCCACAGAGAUGCUCGAGGUAAACGAAGCAGUCGGCGCAUCGAGCCUGUCAAGCUGGUUUUGUCUCACGGAAGCCUGCUCCUCAUGAACUCGCCCACCAACACUUUCUGGUAUCACAGUCUUCCCGUGCGAAAGAAAGUCCUCCUACCUCGCAUUAACCUCACAUUUAGACGCAUCAUGUCCACUGGUAAAUAAUAAACACCAUCACCAGAUCCUUGACUUCUACUGUCGUUACCAAUUUCAGAUGUGGAUGAUGCACACAGAAAGAAUCGUUAGUAUCCUUCUGUGGUUGUAUGGAUAAAAAUUUAUACAUUAAUGAUUUGCCUCAGCACUGUAAUUAAAUUUUUUGUUGCUACU